Lotus japonicus is the source of this 1628-nucleotide messenger RNA. RefSeq names its product receptor-like protein kinase THESEUS 1. The transcript has 7 exons. The record is from RefSeq and is a predicted model, not a curated record. Gene Ontology annotation, molecular function: protein kinase activity; ATP binding. NCBI's taxonomy places the organism in Eukaryota, Viridiplantae, Streptophyta, Magnoliopsida, Fabales, Fabaceae. The coding region runs from base 240 to 1589 and encodes 449 amino acids. Gene Ontology annotation, biological process: protein phosphorylation.
AAUGGCUUUGUGAUAGAUUAUGCUAAUCACUAUUCUGUAAUGGAGACUUUUUGGCUUAUAUGCCGUCCCUAGAUAUGACCAAGUAAGACAAAUAGAGAAUACCAUUCUGAAUACAGGGACGUGCUUGGUGCAACUAUGUGCUAUGUAAGGUGAGAGUGCCAAGUGGUCUAGGAAUGAAGCUAGCAAAAAGAGUGUCACAGAGUUCAUAGUUUUGGGCUGAAAUUCAUUGUAAGGCUGCAAUGUUUGAUGGGGCUUCACCACCUGGAACAACACCAGCACCUCUAAAAAAUAGGAGUGCUUCUGCAUAUAACAUGUUGCUGGGAUUUGUUGCAGGAAUUUCAACAGUCAUGGUAGUGGCCUUAUUGUACUGCCUUUUCAGGAAAAAGUUCAUUCCAUUUCAUAAGCAAAGAAAGACUUUGAAAGGAAAGAAAUUUAAAAGCGUGAUAGAUGAUAAAAUAUCGCUAAGGCGUUUUGAUUUUGCGGAACUAGAGAAGGCUACCAAAAGUUUUAACCAAGAUUGCUUGCUGGGUUCUGGUGCGUUUGGAAAUGUCUACAAGGGAACCUUUGACUUAGAAAGAACACUAGCCAUUAAGAGAGCUCAUUCUCAAUCAUACUUAAGUGUGGAGGAAUUCAGAAAUGAAGUUAGGCUCCUGUCAGCAGUAAAGCACAGGAAUCUUAUUGGUCUGGUUGGAUAUUGUGAAGAACCAGAACAAGAUGGAGCCAAAAUACUAGUCUACGAAUAUGUACCAAAUGGAUCACUCCUUGAGUAUAUGAUAGGAAGCAAAAGGGACAGCUUAACAUGGAAACAAAGGGUAAAUAUAGCAAUAGGAGCAGCUAGAGGCAUAGCUUAUUUGCAUGAAGGAGUUAAGCCAAGCAUCAUUCAUCGUGACAUCAAACCAAGUAACAUCCUAUUAGGGGAAAACUUUGAAGCUAAGGUCUCAGAUUUUGGACUGGUAAAAUCAGGACCUACUGGUGAUCAAUCACAUGUCAGUAGCCAAAUCAAAGGGACACCAGGGUACCUUGACCCUGCCUAUUGUUCAAGCUUUCAUUUGACCAAGUUCAGUGAUGUUUACAGCUUUGGUGUCAUACUUUUGCAACUUGUUUCAGCUAGACCAGCUGUGGAUAGUACAGAAAACCAAAGCAAACAACAUAUAAUAAACUGGGCAAGGCCUAGCAUAGAGAGGGAUAAUGUAGAAGAAAUCAUGGAUGCAAAUCUACUAUGUCAAAGUGAACCAUGCAAUAUGAAAGUUAUGCUAAAGAUGGGGCAACUAGCUAUAAGAUGUGUCGCUCAAGAGCCAAAACAACGCCCUACAAUGACUCAGGUGUGUAGAGAACUAGAGCAAACUCUCUACAAAGCUGAUAGCUUCGAUAAAAAGAAGCUUUCAAAAGGUACUAGUGAAUCAGAGGAGCACUACAAUUUUUCACAGAGCUUUGUGAGCAUAGACGGUGUUGGACUUCAGAAGUUCCAUAUUGACAUGGAUAGCUACUCCUUUCAUAGCACUAACUUAAGGUGCCUAGAAAAUAAUAGUAUUAGCAUUGACAUUGAGAAGAAGGAUCUGAAGAGUAUACAUGAGAAGGAGACUAUUUAAGAUAUAAUGUUAAAUGAACUCAUUCACUACUUCUGUUCC